AUGGUUAGUAUCUGCACAUGGAACAUUAGAGGGCUCAAUGACCCCUCUAAAGUCACUGAGGUAAAAAAACUCCUUCAUACUUACAAUAUUAAAGUUAUGGCAAUUCUGGAAACUAGGGUUAAAAGUAGGAAGUCUCAAGUAAUAAUGGAUAAGUUUGGUAGCAAGUGGUGUUGGGCUAACAAUUAUAGCUGUAGUGACAAAGGAAGAAUUUGGCUAGGGUGGAAUCCUGAUUCUGUAUCUCUUACAAUUGAGCAAGUGGAUGAGCAAUUCAUUCAUUGUUCAGUUCCUAAUAUUCAUGGGGACUUUGAGUUCUUUUUUACAGCAAUUUAUGGGCUUCACACCAUAGAUACUAGGAGAGCACUUUGGAGGGAAUUGGGGAAUGUAAACUCUAAAGUUGGUAGCUGGCCUUGGAUGUUAUCUGGUGAUUUUAACACUAUCCUAGCAGUUCAGGAUAGAAUUAAUGGAACAGCUGUCACUUUGGCUGAGAUUAAGGAUUUUGGGGAAUUUGUGGAUAAGUAUGUUCUCACUGAAUUAAAGAGCACUGGUCAUGUUUUUUCUUGGCACAAAGGUGGGGAUGGCACCAAGACAACAAGUAGAAUAGAUAGAUGUCUUGGAAAUGUGGAGUGGAUGGAUAAAAAGAGCUUGGUUUGCACUGAGUACUUGAAUGCUGGUAUUUCUGAUCAUUGUCCUGUUCUCAUUAAUUGUCUUGCUGAUGAUAACAAGGGUGGCAGGCCUUUUAAAAUUUUCAACUACUUAGUUGAUCAUCCAGAUUUCAUGGAUAUAGUGGAACAAUGUUGGAAGGAAACUCCUCCUGGUAAUGUCAUGUUCUCAGUGUGGCAUAGAUUUAAACUGAUUAGACACAAGCUCAAGCUCCUUCAUUGUAAGGAGUUUAAGGGUAUUCAGGAGAAGAUUGAUCAAAGUAGACUAGAGCUUGAUGGCAUCCAAGACCAGCUCAAAUUGUUACCAUCUGAUGGUCCUCUCUUGAUUAUGGAACAAACUUGUUCUAUUAAGCUUCGAAAAUGGUUAGAAAUUGAAGAUACAACUCUGAAGCAGAAGGCAAGGCUACAGUGGUUGCACAAUGGUGAUUCCAACAAUAAAUUCUUUUUUGCAGCAGUGAAAGAAAGACACAGGAUUAAUAGAAUUUCAUCUUUGUAUGAUGUCAAUGAUAACAAACUGGUGAAACCCAGUGAUAUUCAGAAAUGGGUUUCCCUACCUUGUUCCUUGAGUGGAUCUUUUCUUGCCUCUCUUCUGUCUCUUAUAGUGUUCUACUUAAUGGCAAGCCUUGUGUUCCUUUUCUUGCUAAAAAGGGCUUGA
This is a messenger RNA of Spinacia oleracea (spinach), 1314 nucleotides long. RefSeq lists its product as uncharacterized. Lineage: Eukaryota; Viridiplantae; Streptophyta; Magnoliopsida; Caryophyllales; Amaranthaceae. Bases 1 to 1314 code for a protein of 437 amino acids. Gene Ontology annotation, molecular function: catalytic activity. The transcript has a single exon. The record is from RefSeq and is a predicted model, not a curated record.